AUGGACCUGCUCACAUCCACACCAGGCCUUGCAAGAAAUAUUCUCUUCCGCAUCCUCUCUUUCUGCGUUAUCGUCUUCGCCAUCAGAUUUGCAUACACUGUCACAAUCAAAGGUGUAUCGUGCGAUUCCGGUGACUUCUGCUUCUUCCCCAAGAGAAUCGGACCCGGCGUCCGAGACCGAGUUAUUCCAUCCACACCCGUGUCCAUAAGUAGAGCAGUCCCUCUCCCUGACGUCUGGACCACCAAGAGGUACCGCAAGGCCUUGGGUUACUACUCAUCCAUCUUUCGUGACCUGAUCUCCGAGGGUUAUCUAUCGCCUAAUUCGAAGUCUCUCUGCAUCGGAACCCUAAUUGGCGAGGACGUGGAAGCGUUGAGAGAGAUUGGCGUCAAGGAUUCAAUUGGCCUGGCCAAGAAAGCGUCUCCGCCGUUGAUUCUGGGAGGAUUGGGGGCACAUAGCCAGCCGUUCGAUGAAAACACCUUCGAUUUCGAGUUUUCAGGGAACGGCGUGGUUGAACAGUCAAGAAAUCCUGUCCAAUUUGCGUCGGAGAUCAGCCGGAUGCUCAAACCCGGCGGGUUCCUGGUGGUCCACACGAAGGCAAAAGAUGCGUAUAGUUUGCACUCUUUCCUCAAUUUGUUUAAUUGCUGUAGAUUGGUUAAAUCACGCGAAAUGGAUGGUCUUGAUUCUUCCAUCAUCAGAGAGAUCAUACUGAGAAAAGAGCUGGAGAUGAAUUCAUUUCAAAAUGGCAGUAGAGGUACUAAAUGCUCAAUUCCUGGGUAUAAACGUGAAAUAAUCAAGAAAGCUGAGCCUUUCAUCGAAGAAGAACCACUGAAACCAUGGAUUACAUUGAAAAGAAACAUAAAGAACUUUAAGUACUUGACUUCAAAGGUGGAUAUUACCUUCAAAAAUAGAUACAUAUACAUAGAUGUGGGAGCAAGAAAUUAUGGUUCAAGCAUAGGAAAUUGGUUCAAGAAGCAAUACCCAAAGCAGAACAAAAGCUUUGAAAUUUAUGCAAUUGAGGCUGACCAAGCAUUUCAUGAGGAGUACAGGACGAAAAAGGGUGUAACCCUUUUGCCCUUUGCUGCAUGGGUGAGGAAUGAGACCUUGUUCUUUGAGAUCACAAGGAAUCCUGGAAAGAAAUUUGAAGAGAAAAGUAGAGGAAUGGGCAGGAUUCAGCAAGUGCAAUCGUCUGCAAAUUACAUGGCUGAUAUAGAGAAGAUUCAAGGGUUUGAUUUUGCAGAAUGGUUGAAAAAGGAGUUUACAGAGAGUGAUUUUAUUGUGAUGAAAAUGGAUGUGGACGCGACUGAGUUUCAUUUGAUUCCGAGGUUGGUUGAGACCAGGGCAAUUUGUUUGAUUGACGAGAUGUUCUUGGAGUGUCAUUAUAAUAGAUGGCAGAGAUGCUGUCCAGGGCAGAGGAGAACUAAGUACCAGAAGACGUAUUCUCAAUGCUUGGAUCUUCUUAGGUCUCUAAGAGAGAUUGGAGUUCUAGUCCAUCAAUGGUGGUGAUUGGUAACAUGUCUAUAUGGUUUUCCCUUUUUUCUGUCGUUUUUCUGGUUGUACA
Molecule: messenger RNA, 1558 nt
Organism: Tripterygium wilfordii
Lineage: Eukaryota; Viridiplantae; Streptophyta; Magnoliopsida; Celastrales; Celastraceae
Exons: 1
Coding region: 1-1503 (500 amino acids)
Molecular function (GO): S-adenosylmethionine-dependent methyltransferase activity
Source: RefSeq, a predicted model, not a curated record